AUGGCCCACACCAACGCCAACAACGGCCCACCACCAUGGCCCACCAGCACCCCCAUGAACGGCGAGCACAGCUCACCACCAGCACCCACGACGGCCCACCACAACACCAACGCUGACAAUGGCCCACCACAACGGCGACGACGACCCACCACGCUCAGUGACAACGGCCGAGCACCCCGUCCCACCAAUGGUGAUUGCGGCUCCAGUCAUAAUUCCGGUGUGGUUAACAAAGAAGCUGCCAUCGUUUCUAGGCUUGUUGGUGACGCCAAGGAUCGGGUUCAAAUGGAGUUUGAUGGCCGAACUGGGGAUACCAACAUACAAGGGAAGACUACUGGUGUCUACUACAAUGCAAGGGAGAACUACCGAAGCAACAUAUGGGGGGACUUGUAUACCAGGCUACUAUAA
Molecule: messenger RNA, 405 nt
Organism: Laccaria bicolor S238N-H82
Lineage: Eukaryota; Fungi; Basidiomycota; Agaricomycetes; Agaricales; Hydnangiaceae
Exons: 3
Coding region: 1-405 (134 amino acids)
Source: RefSeq, a predicted model, not a curated record